This is a messenger RNA of Sporisorium graminicola, 2811 nucleotides long. RefSeq lists its product as uncharacterized. The coding region runs from base 1 to 2811 and encodes 936 amino acids. Gene Ontology annotation, biological process: mismatch repair. The transcript has a single exon. Gene Ontology annotation, cellular component: nucleus. NCBI's taxonomy places the organism in Eukaryota, Fungi, Basidiomycota, Ustilaginomycetes, Ustilaginales, Ustilaginaceae. Gene Ontology annotation, molecular function: ATP-dependent DNA damage sensor activity; ATP binding; mismatched DNA binding. The record is from RefSeq and is a predicted model, not a curated record.
AUGGCGCGCUUUCCGUCCACCAUUCUCCUCACCCGCGUCGGCGGCUUCUACGAAUCGUACUUUGCACAAGCCCCUCAACUCGCCUCGAUCUUGGGGAUCAAACUAGCUAACCGCAGAUGGGGCGGUCAAGACGUACCCAUGGCUGGAUUCCCUGUUUUCCAGCUGGAAAAGUACCUCAAAAUUCUCGUACUCGACAAGGGUCUGCUGGUGGCGAUCUCGGAAGAGUUCAAGGGCGAAGCGGCUGCUGGUGGAAAAGUGGGUAACGCAACAGACAUUGUACGCAGAGUCAACCGUGUGGUAAGUCCCGGCACGCUGAUCGACGAGAAGUUCCUGGAUCCGUUUGUGAACAACUUCAUUGUUGGCGUUAGUGCCCUCGCUGGGGAGGCGGAGAAGGGAGUAAGGUAUGGUCUAGCAUGGCUGGACGUGGGCACAGCGGAUUUUAGCACGGCGGUGUGCGAGGAUUUCCAGACCCUGAGGGACGAGAUUGCGAGGAUUGGGCCUAAGGAGGUCGUUAUUGAUGCGGGGACGAUUGAAGCUGAUCAGGUGGAUGAGGGUUGUGUGGCGACAUCUAGUACCAACGAGACGAAGGGAGGACAGAUCAAAAUUGACGUCAGAGAGCUGGUGGCGGACUCGAGCGUGUACAUCUCGCACUUCCACCCGCCGCCUCCCGCUUCCUCCGAGCCAACGCCACCCUCGAUCGAAGCUGCUGCUCAAACCACCACACACGAAGGCACUACCAUACCUGCCACACCGACACCUACCCUCGACCCUGUCGAGACAGCCACGGUCCACACCCUCCUCUCGUACCUCCGUACACGCCUGCUCGACUCUGACACCUCAUCCACCCUCACGUCGCUCACGCUCUCGCGCCCGCUCCACCAGCGCCUCGAGUCCGUAAUGCAGAUCGACGCACACACGCUCUCUGCGCUCGAGAUCCGCGAGACGGGCCGCGAAGGUUCCACCCGCGGCUCGCUUUUUUCGGUCCUCCGCCGAACUGUCACUAAAGGCGGAACUCGCUUGCUUCAGCAAUGGCUGUGCAACCCGUCUACGUCGAUCGCCACGAUCAAUGCUAGGUUUGAUCUGGUGGAGCUGUUCCAGCAACGGCGCGAGUUGAGGGAGGACUUGAGGUUGACGUUGAGGACGGGGGCGGGAGAUGUGACGAGGGUGUUGCAGAAGCUUGUGACAAGGAGGAACGAUGAACAGGAUCUGCUCGAAGUGAGGGAUGCAAUUGGGGCGAUGGAGAAGGUGAAGGGCUUGAUGCAGAGAGAACUAGCCUUUUUGAUGGGGAGUGACAAGGAAAAAUCGACGUUGGAGGCUCUGAAGGGAAAGUUCUUCGACUUGACGGAGCUGGCUGGGAGACUUGGGUCGGCGAUCGAUGAGCGGGUGAUUGCGCUCAGACUGGAGAGGCAGGAGACGCUGGCAAACGAAGUGCAGGACAUCGCUGCAUCGUCGGGUGUGAGCGAGACGUCGCGUGCCAAGAUACGCAGCCUCAGCAGCGUCAACGGCACAAAAGCAGGUGCUUCCAGCAAAUGCAGCGUGACUGGCCGCGCCGACGACAUCAGCGACGACGACGCCGGUCUCUGGGGUGACGACUUCGAACACCUCAUCCGCCCAGCCUCCUCGAAAACACUUACUUCCCUCACGCGCUCGCACCUUUCCCUCCGCAAAUCAGCGCGCCAGCUCGAGCAGCGCUUCCAACAUGCUUACGCUUCGGACUCCGUGAGCCUGCGCUACGUCCUAGGACAAGGUUACGUCGUUCAUUCUCGCGGAAAACCUCUUCCCCCCACCCCACCGGCUUCGGCAGAAGACCUGACCGUGCAUAUCGCGGGGAAGAAUCGAUCGACGCACACGUACUAUUCGCCUUUGUGGUCGGCGCUGGGAUCGCGGUUGGACCGGCUGGGGAAAGAGAUCCAGGCAUUGGAGGCGGUUGAGCUCGAGGCGCUGCGACAGGGAGUAUUGGCGUGCGCGUCGCAGCUGCGCACCAAUGCCAAGGUGUUGGACCAGAUCGAUGUAGUCUUGUCGUUUGCGCAGGCUGCAGAGGAGUACGGCCUGACGCGGCCCGUGGUGGACGAGUCGACGGAGAUCGACGUGUGCGCGGCACGGCAUUUGUCGGUUGAGAUGGGUUUGCUGGAGCGCGGGCGGCUGUUCACCCCGAACUCUCUGUCGCUGUCGGAGGAGCGUGGGAAGGUGCAUGUGAUCACGGGACCAAACAUGGGUGGCAAGUCGACGUUUCUGCGCUCGAUUGCGCUGCUGACGAUCCUGGCGCAGGCAGGCUGCUUCGUCCCGUGCUCCCCACCCUCGCGCAUCGGGUUGGUGGACAGAGUGUUCACACGCAUUGGCGCCAACGACGACGUCUUCCGAGACCGCUCGACAUUCAUGGUCGAAAUGUCCGAGGUCGGCGAAAUACUCCAUCGUGCCACCCCUCGCUCGCUCGUCAUCGCCGACGAAAUUGGCCGCGGCACCAGCAACCUCACCGGCAUCGCCGUCGCCUUUGCCACGCUCAAGAGUCUCCGAGAGAGAGGUUGCAGGACGCUCUUCGCCACCCACUUUCACGAGAUCUGCGACCUGGUCCAGCGCCAGGACGAUUGUGGCGCGGCAGGCGUGGCCUUCUGGUCCACAGACGUGCUCGAUGACCGAGAGGGCGAGGACGGACUAGUGUUCAGCCAUGCGCUGAGGCAAGGCGUGAAUCGGAACAGCUACGGCUUGCAGGUGGCCAAGCUCGCCAAUCUGCCGGAGGACACGCUGAGAUGCGCAAGAGAGACAUUGGAUCGCUUGCAGGCGGCAACGGUGGGCGGAGAGGCGGAGGCUUGA